Molecule: messenger RNA, 1221 nt
Organism: Drosophila navojoa
Lineage: Eukaryota; Metazoa; Arthropoda; Insecta; Diptera; Drosophilidae
Gene: Papst2
Product: adenosine 3'-phospho 5'-phosphosulfate transporter 2
Biological process (GO): transmembrane transport; 3'-phosphoadenosine 5'-phosphosulfate transport
Cellular component (GO): endoplasmic reticulum membrane; Golgi membrane
Molecular function (GO): 3'-phosphoadenosine 5'-phosphosulfate transmembrane transporter activity
Source: RefSeq, a predicted model, not a curated record
AUAGCACUCACACAAUGGUUGAUGAGAGCCAGCCAGGAAACAUACACGACGUUAUCAAUAUAAAUAGCAAUGGCAGAGCACAGCAGACGGCUGCAUCCGUUUCCCAAUCGCCGUCACAGCGUAAACUCUCAUCCGCAUCAAAGGCGGUGACGCCGGAAUUGCGUAUUCUCUGCUUUGACUUGACCUACUACAAUCGAACCACUCAAUUUUUGUUAAGCUGUGCCGGUGUUUUUAUUCUCUACAUCAUCUAUGGAUAUCUGCAGGAGCUGAUAUUCACAGUUGAGGGCUUCAAACCAUAUGGAUGGUUUCUCACCCUGGUGCAGUUCGGCUACUACAUUGGCUUCGGCCUGGUGGAACGCCGCUUGGAGGCUUACCGAUCAAAUGGCGGCACAAUCUGGAGCAUUCAGCCAGCGCCACGUAGUAUACCUUUGCAGACAUAUUUUGUGCUUGCCGCGCUUACGCUCGGGACAAUGGGCCUAUCGAACUCGAGUCUCGGCUAUCUGAACUAUCCCACUCAAGUAAUCUUCAAGUGCUGCAAGUUAAUCCCUGUGCUCAUUGGCAGCAUCAUAAUUCAGGGCAAGCGCUAUGGUCCUCUGGACUUUGCUGCUGCAACAGCCAUGUGUGUGGGCUUGGCAUGGUUUACGCUGGCCGACUCGCAGCUGACGCCCAACUUCAAUCCUCUUGGCGUCCUCAUGAUAUCCGGCGCCUUGUUGUGUGAUGCCGCCAUUGGCAAUGUCCAGGAGAAGGCGAUGCGGGAGCACAAAGCGUCUAGCAGCGAGGUGGUUUUCUACUCCUACGGACUUGGCUUUGUCUAUCUGUUUGUGAUCAUGUUGCUCACCGGGAACUUCUUUAGUGGCUUCGCCUUUUGUUUGGCCCAUCCGCUAGAAACCUUUGGCUACGGCUUUCUGUUCAGUCUCUCCGGUUAUCUAGGCAUACAAUUCGUCUUGGCUUUGGUUAGGAGCAGUGGAGCUCCGCUUGCUGCGACGGUGACCACUGCGCGAAAGGCAGUAACCAUUGCCUUCUCGUUCCUGCUCUUCAGUAAACCUUUCACAGUGCAAUAUAUCUGGUCUGGGCUGAUCGUUGUCCUGGGCAUUUAUCUGAAUGUAUACAGCAAGAAGAACAAACUUACCUUUGCGGACUUGGAGCACAAGCUUAAGCAAUGCACUGCGAGAUUAUCUCGUUCCUCAAGUCGCAAAUUCCUUAUUGAAGUAUAAUCGAGUU